Molecule: messenger RNA, 1665 nt
Organism: Trichomycterus rosablanca
Lineage: Eukaryota; Metazoa; Chordata; Actinopteri; Siluriformes; Trichomycteridae
Gene: hic2
Product: hypermethylated in cancer 2
Exons: 1
Coding region: 1-1665 (554 amino acids)
Biological process (GO): regulation of transcription by RNA polymerase II
Cellular component (GO): nucleus
Molecular function (GO): protein binding; DNA-binding transcription factor activity, RNA polymerase II-specific
Source: RefSeq, a predicted model, not a curated record
AUGGAACUGCCAAAUCAUGCCAAACAAUUGCUGCUGCAGCUGAACCAACAAAGAGCCAAAGGUUAUCUGUGUGAUGUAAUUAUAGUAGUCGAAAAUGCCCUCUUCCGGGCACACAAAAACAUCCUGGCAGCCAGCAGCAUGUAUUUUAAGUCCCUCAUCCUUCAUGACAACUUAAUUAACCUCGACACGGAUAUGGUAAACCCGUCAAUUUUUCGGCAGGUACUGGACUUUAUUUAUACUGGCAAGCUUUUGUCUUCAGAUCAGGUCAGCGACCACAAUUUUAACGCUCUCUUAACGGCAGCAAGCUACCUCCAACUGCAUGACCUGGCUGCUUUCUGCAGAAAGAAGCUGAAGCGCAAUGGCAGAUCCCUCCACAACAAACCCACAACCCCUACCAACGGAAGAACUUCUAAAAACCAAAGGUUGUCCUCGACACACUUCACACCAAACCAAAUUUCAGGGUUCAAAGACAUUGAAAAAACAAAGAAACAUGAUGACAUACUCAAAGAUGACUUGUCAGAGGAUGAGGGUUUUGUCAGGAACGCUCAGUGUGCAACCUCAGCGAACUCUCUUAGUCCCUCUACUAGUAAGAAUGGAAGCAAUGGACCAAUUAUCAACAGUGUUGGCCUCCUUGAGCUUGGCCUGGACCUUUCCAAAAAGAGCCCAUGUGGAAGCACAGUCACUGAAGAAGUAAGUCCCAGCAGCAUCCUACAAGAAUCGCCUCAAUCUGCCUCAGAAUCCAUAGCCAACAGUGCCUCGUUUGAUGAUAUUACCACCAACCCACAACACCUCACUAGCUCAGAGCCUAUGGAAAUGGUUGAAGAUGGAGACACUGAAGAAAGUCGUCAGCAUUCUCCAGACUCCGAUCAGCAGAAAAACUCCCAGUUAUCACAAACAAGGUGGCAGACAAAGGGUGAGCUCAACCAAGCUGCUUUGCCCAAUGGAGUCGACAAAAGGCGGAAUGUUGCUGGUGGAAAUGUCAAUCCAGACAACUCGAUCCAGUGUAAGGAGGAGGAGGAAGGCAUUGAAAAUGGCCAUGAACAGAGUGAAGAAAGUGGCCAUAGUGAGAAUGAAGGUGGACGCAACAGUGCCAACUAUGUGUAUCGGCAGGAGGGCUUUGAGCCUGCCCUCUGUGACAACCUUUAUGUCUGUAUCCCAUGUGGUAAAGGUUUUCCUAGCUCAGAGGAGCUCAAUGCCCAUGUCGAGAAACACACGGAGGAAGAGCUUUACAUCAAAGAUGAAGAAGAUACCUAUCCAAAGGAGGACGAGGUGGAAAUUGAGGACCUGUCAGCUCAGAUGGUUCAAGUACCUGGCAUGGAUUCUCGCCGCUUUAGCUGUACGGUGUGCAACAAGAGCUACAAGGAUCCGGCCACGCUUCGGCAGCAUGAGAAGACUCAUUGGCUCACACGGCCGUUCCCCUGUAACAUCUGCGGUAAGAUGUUCACACAGCGUGGCACCAUGACACGACACAUGCGCAGCCACCUGGGCCUAAAGCCAUUCGCCUGCGAGGAGUGCGGCAUGCGCUUUACACGUCAAUACCGACUCACGGAGCACAUGCGCGUCCACUCAGGGGAAAAGCCCUAUGAAUGUCAACUUUGUGGAGGCAAGUUUACUCAGCAGCGCAACCUCAUCAGCCACUUGCGAAUGCAUACCUCCCCAUCAUAA